Schizosaccharomyces octosporus yFS286 is the source of this 557-nucleotide messenger RNA. Its product is annotated as 60S ribosomal protein L32. Gene Ontology annotation, cellular component: ribosome; cytosolic large ribosomal subunit. The transcript has a single exon. Gene Ontology annotation, molecular function: structural constituent of ribosome. The record is from RefSeq and is a predicted model, not a curated record. Gene Ontology annotation, biological process: translation. Bases 13 to 432 code for a protein of 139 amino acids. NCBI's taxonomy places the organism in Eukaryota, Fungi, Ascomycota, Schizosaccharomycetes, Schizosaccharomycetales, Schizosaccharomycetaceae.
CAACAACAAUGCAUGUCAAGCAAAGUUUCUUUACCACACACCAAAGAAAUGGCUGCUGUCAAAGUUAUCAAGAAGCACACCAAGCCUUUCAGACGCCAUCAGUCUGACCGCUUCCACCGUGUCGGUGAGUCAUGGAGAAAGCCCAGAGGUAUUGACAACUGUGUUCGUCGCCGUUUCAAGGGUGUCAUUCGUAUGCCCAAAAUUGGUUAUGGUAACAACAAGAAGACCAGAUACUGCAUGCCCAAUGGCUUAAAGGCCUUCCUUGUUCGCAACGUUGCUGAUGUCGAACUUUUGUUGAUGCACAACAAGACCUACGCUGCUGAGAUUGCUUCUAAUGUUUCUGCUCGUAAGCGUGUCGAAAUUGUUGAAAAGGCCCGUGCUCUUGGUGUUAAGGUCACUAACGCUGGUGCCAAGGUUCGCUCUCAGGAGUAAAUAGAUUUGAUCCUAGUGCAGUGAAUGGAAAAGUACUUGGUAUUGGAUUUUUCAUAUGCUUACAUUUCGCAGCAUAAGUAAAAGCUGCUGUUAGGGAAAUUUGUAAAGUGUACUCAUAUACAAAA